Drosophila serrata is the source of this 511-nucleotide messenger RNA. RefSeq lists its product as uncharacterized. The record is from RefSeq and is a predicted model, not a curated record. NCBI's taxonomy places the organism in Eukaryota, Metazoa, Arthropoda, Insecta, Diptera, Drosophilidae.
UUGAAUCUGACUUCCGGCUCUCACAAUUGAAGUUUUUGAUAUUUUUGAUAACUAAAUCCCACAAAAUUUAUCUCCCCCGCCGCACAUCCGGGUCAUGGAGAAGCAAGCCAAGCAGCGGUUCAACUUCAGGAAACUUGCAACUAGCAAGAAGCCGGAGGAAGUUACAGUCUUAACGAAGUCGGUCGAUAAUAAAAUUGAUAUCGAUAAGGAACCUGAUCAGCCGAUUGUCUAUGAUUAUAUGAAAUAUCCUGCAAACAAGAAGAAGAACGCCAAGCAAAGCAAGUGCCCAAAGAUCCAGAAGACUGUCACCUUCAAGACGAUGGUGGAGCUGGUGACCUACACGGACAACUGGAAGAUGAAGAUGAUCCAUGGCAAGUUGCGCACAGAAGAGGAGCAGCGCAAAUCCUCCCUUAAGCGACGUAACUUUUAAGGACAUUUGGAGAGAGUUGUUUAAAUAGCCCAAAUUAAUAUUGUUUUUUGUUUUGACCAAUUAAUAUAAGUUUUCAGUUAA